Bipolaris maydis ATCC 48331 is the source of this 669-nucleotide messenger RNA. RefSeq lists its product as uncharacterized. The record is from RefSeq and is a predicted model, not a curated record. NCBI's taxonomy places the organism in Eukaryota, Fungi, Ascomycota, Dothideomycetes, Pleosporales, Pleosporaceae.
AUGAAGGAGACUACGCUGUCGUACUCUGUGCUCAUUCCCAAGAAAGCCACUCCUGUAAGAGUCAAAUACCUUCAAGUCGCCUGUCUUUACAAUCACAUCGAAAGCUCCGUCUGCCUGGUUCCUUGCUCAGAAACCAAUUCUCUCUCACCAAUGAUUCCGAAUGGGGAUUCUGUGUUCUUCCGAAAGCAGACUCACCUGGCUAGCCCCAGACCAACCCACUUCAUCGAUGGCACAAGUACAGUACGCUUCAUGGAACAAAACCUCGUCGUGCCGGAGUCCAACAACAACCGUGAAGUCCGUAAAUCCGCACCAAUCGUACCCAAACAGCGCUACCUCAACCUAAACCCAGGUGCAGCCUCAUACCAAAUCAAGCGAAAGUCACCUUCUCAUGCAACCCAGAAGCCAGCACGAACAAUGAACAAAAGAGCUUCAAACCAUGACAGUAGCAUCUUGCUCCCACCCCUACAUAUACGCCAUAGUCCCGACAUACCCCACCGAACCAUACGCUUUGAAGACUUCGUGCCAGAGCACAAACUCAAGACGUGGCGCGAGAUGGAUGACGAGGAGCGGCGGGGCGCACGCACAAAUUCGUUAAGUAUUUUGAUUGCCAACAUCGUCGAUAAAGUCAGAUAUCAGGUGAGAAAGAUGACACGGUAUACGCGUCUAUGA